AUGAAUUCCUUAUCCAUAUUUUCACUUUUCUUAUUCAUUCUCUUUUGCGAGGCGCAAACGAAUUGCAAACUGAAUGUGAAAUUUCGAUCAAAGACGAGCAAACCGGUCCAAGUCGAUAUGAUCAUCCCGGGUGCUCUCAUCAAAAUGGAACCAUUUGUGAUGAGUCGAAUGAAUCAAAAUAAAAGUGUCAUGGUGAAAGGUGAUGGUUGUGAGAAGAAACAUUGGGUGGUGAGAACAUGGAAAGAGGAUGAAGAAGAGGAAAGUGGAUGGAAGUUGGCAAAGAAAAUUCAGAUGAGAUUGUACGGAAAUGGAGGAUGGAUCCGAAUUCUGAUCGAAGAUGAUUACACGCCUCGUUUAAUGGACAGAAUGGGAGUGAUUUGCAGUGAUGGAGCUUGUGGGAAA
Molecule: messenger RNA, 402 nt
Organism: Mesorhabditis belari
Lineage: Eukaryota; Metazoa; Nematoda; Chromadorea; Rhabditida; Rhabditidae
Source: the annotation of a GenBank genome assembly